UUUCCUCCCAUCGCCAGCUGCCAGGCAGCGACACAACACCCACAGAAACUGCUGUUUACACUCUGUGGCAAAUCUCUGUUUUUCUGCACGAAUUUCCACAGCCAAACCCUCCCUCAUUAUGGGGGACAAGGCAGGAACCCGGGUAUUCAAGAAGUCCAGUCCCAACUGCAAACUAACAGUGUACCUUGGGAAAAGAGAUUUUGUAGACCAUUUAGAUCACGUGGACCCUGUUGAUGGUGUCAUCCUGAUGGAGCCUGAAUAUCUCAAAGAUAGAAAAGUAUUUGUCACAUUAACCUGCGCGUUUCGAUAUGGCCGUGAGGACCUUGACGUCCUAGGACUUUCCUUCCGGAAAGAUCUUUACAUCUCUACUUUCCAAGCCUAUCCUCCCAUCCCAGAGGAUGCCAAGACUGGAAGUCGGCUGCAGGAGAGACUUUUGAAGAAAUUGGGCCAAAAUGCUUAUCCUUUCCAUUUCAAUAUACCACAAAACCUGCCAUGUUCAGUUACCUUGCAGCCUGGGCCUGAGGAUACAGGAAAGGCCUGUGGGGUGGAUUUUGAGAUCAGGGCGUUCUGUGCCAAAUCGAUGGAAGAGAAGAAUCACAAAAGGAAUUCAGUUCGGCUCAUAAUACGUAAAGUCCAAUAUGCCCCAGAGAAACCCGGUCCACAGCCGAUGGUGGAGACAACAAGAAGUUUCCUUAUGUCAGACCGAUCUUUACAUCUAGAGGCUUCUCUUGAUAAAGAGCUGUAUUACCAUGGAGAACCCAUCAGUGUUAAUGUCCACGUCACAAAUAACUCAACCAAGACUGUCAAAAGAGUUAAAAUAUCAGUUCGACAGUAUGCUGAUAUUUGUCUCUUCAGUACAGCACAGUACAAAUGUCCAGUGGCUCAGAUAGAGGCUGACGAUCAGGUGGCAUCCAGCUCUACGUUCUGCAAAGUCUACACGCUCACCCCCACCCUCAACAACAAUCGGGAGAAGAGGGGACUGGCACUAGAUGGAAAACUCAAACAUGAAGACACCAACCUCGCAUCUAGUACCAUUGUGAAGGAUGCCAGUAAUAAAGAAGUUCUGGGAGUGUUGGUGUCAUAUCGGGUCAAAGUGAAACUGGUGGUAUCUCGUGGAGGGCUUUUAAGCAGCUUGCUGGAGAGGGAUGUUUCCGUGGAACUGCCUUUUGUCCUAAUGCAUCCAAAGCCCACAGACUUCUUCUUUCCCAGUUCACCUUCAGCUGCUCCAAUGAUGGAUCCACCAAUUGACACAAACCUGAUAGAAUUUGAGACAAACAGUUUAAUAGCAGACGACGAUUUUGUAUUUGAGGACUUCGCUCGCUUGCGCUUAAAAGGAAUCAUUGACAAGGAGGACUACUGAACAUGAACACCUCGCUCACGAAGAACAUAAGCCUUCCACAAAAUAAUCAACAUUGAGCGAUACCCUGAAUAAUCCUCGCUCUAACAAUGAAGUAUUUCUCAUCUCAUUGAGGUUGAAACAGUAUUUGGACAUGUAUUUUAUGGAGAGAUGUAAACGGGUGGAUAAUAUAACUUAAGCUAAUGAAGGAUCCCAGGGAAUUAUAAAUGUUUCCAUUGGCAUGUGAUAAUUGUAUCUCUUAUAAUGUGCCAACUUUUAUGUUGAGAAUGGCAAGGCAGUCUGAAACGAUGGCCUGAUUGCAAUUUUUAAUAUAUUCCAUGUAUUUAUCCUUUUGCAGGGGCAGUCAUGAUAUUCCUGUGAAGUGUGUAAAAAAGCUCCUUGUGCUUUACACAAUGACAGUUGGUUUCAGUGAUGUGCAUGUUUCCAAGUGCUGCUGUUUAGGGUGAUAUGUGACUAAACGCAUUCCUGCAGGUUGUAAAUAUUUGAAAGUGCUGCUUUGAUUUGUUGAAUGGCUGCAUUUGGUUAAAAAAUUUAAAAAUUCAACUAAAGGAUGUGUGAAGAUUUAACAUCCCUCAGGGGAACUGAACAAAAAACAUUGUCAACGUGUUAUUGCAAUUUUCAUAAUAACAGGAUACACUGUUUGCCAUUUUAUUUUAUUUUAAAACUGAAUUUUUAUUUAAUUUUUUUAAUAAAAUUAAAAAACUA
Molecule: messenger RNA, 2062 nt
Organism: Triplophysa dalaica
Lineage: Eukaryota; Metazoa; Chordata; Actinopteri; Cypriniformes; Nemacheilidae
Gene: arrb2a
Product: arrestin, beta 2a
Exons: 16
Coding region: 119-1360 (413 amino acids)
Biological process (GO): signal transduction; G protein-coupled receptor internalization; positive regulation of ERK1 and ERK2 cascade
Cellular component (GO): cytoplasm
Molecular function (GO): angiotensin receptor binding
Source: RefSeq, a predicted model, not a curated record